AUGCUGUGUCUGUUCAACGUCAAGAAGGCCAGGUCUUUUAUUAAGACAGAAGAAGGAGGAAAAGAUGUUGACAAUGCGGCCAAAGUCGACGGCCUUGGGUGCAACCGCACACCCAAGUCUGCAAAGCUCUGCGAUCAUGAGUUCACAGCGAAUGGCGCAUUUGCUUUGGGGGAAGAGAUCACACUGUUCAAGGGAAAGAUGGACAUGGCACAAACCAAGAAGACGACUGCGAGGGCCUGCGCUUAG
Messenger RNA from Fusarium odoratissimum NRRL 54006, 246 nucleotides. RefSeq lists its product as uncharacterized. NCBI's taxonomy places the organism in Eukaryota, Fungi, Ascomycota, Sordariomycetes, Hypocreales, Nectriaceae. The record is from RefSeq and is a predicted model, not a curated record. The transcript has 2 exons. Bases 1 to 246 code for a protein of 81 amino acids.